AUGUCACGCAACCGUUUUAUGCUAAUAUUGCGUUGCCUUCAUUUUUCAUCUGAAGCAAAUGAAGAAGACCGACUGGCCAAAAUUCGUCCGAUAGUAGAUCAUUUUAACAAUCGAAUGAAUGAUAUUUAUUACCCAGGCAAACAACUUUCUCUUGAUGAAUCGAUGGUGUUACGGCGUGAACAUCUCCAGUUUAGGCAAUAUAUUAAAAAUAAGUGCCAUAAGUAUGGAGUAAAGUUAUACGUACUUGCAGAACCAGAAGGCACAGUAAUCAAAUUUCAAAUAUACGGUGGUGCAGGUGAUGAUACGUCCGGAAUAGGACACACUCAAAAAAUAGUUUUAAAGCUACUCGAAGAGAAAUUGGAUUCAGGACACAGUGUCUAUAUGGACAAUUACUAUAACUCCUAUGAUUUAGCUGUCAAAUUAUUAAAUCGCCAAACUUACUGCACGGGGACUUUAAAUAAAAAUCGAAAAGGUAAUCCAAUAGACCUUGCUACCGUCACGUUGCGUAAAGGAGAAAACAAGUCUCUUUUUUUAAAUGGUGUACAUGUAGGCAAGUGGAAAGAUAAGCGAUGUGUGCUUUAUUUAUCGACAGAGCACGACAACGAAAUGAUGGAAGUCACCAACAAAAGGGGCACUGUUCUUGUAAAACCAUCAGCAAUUAUACAUUACAACAGUUUUAUGUCUGGUGUUGAUUUGCAAGAUCAAAUGCUUUCGUAUUACCCCUGUGAAAGGAAAACCAUGCGAUGGUAUAAAAAGAUAUUCUUUCACACAUUGCAGAUGAGUUUGAGUAAUGCGUUCCAUUUAUACGAGUAUAAUAAAUUUAGUACAAAUAGCAAACUUAAUUUUUAUGAUUUGCGUUUACAUAUUUUGGAGAAAUUAUUACCAAAACCACCACAAAUAGCUGAGAAAAUGUCAACUAAACAUAUUUUAACCAAAAUUGAAAACGUAAAGGCGCGACAAAAAAAGAGGGUAAGAAGACAAGAACUAUCACGGAAGUAG
Messenger RNA from Parnassius mnemosyne (clouded apollo), 999 nucleotides. The record is from the annotation of a GenBank genome assembly. Lineage: Eukaryota; Metazoa; Arthropoda; Insecta; Lepidoptera; Papilionidae.